AUGCAUUUCAGACCUUCCACCGCGUUUGUGCUAGCAACAGUUGUUUCUCAGGCAUUGGCUCAUUGUGUGAUUACCUCCAUCACCGGGGCUAAUGGCGUGACUAUGCCUGGUCUGAGCGUCAUUGAUGGGACACCUCGUGAUUGUGCAAGUCCUUUGUGUGGUUCGGAAGCGGAUACCUCAGUCAUUCGAAGGAAUGGGCCUCCGCUUGGAAAAACAAGUGGCGGUGGUGAGGUGGAUGCUGCGGCAGCUGUUGCCAAAUUCAUGGGCAAUGGGGCCAAAGCGGCGGCCAGAUUCAAACGUAACCUCCUUGGGAGCAGGUUUGACGUUAAACGUCGGGGUCUGCUUGACGGGUUGGACAAUGUGCUAGGCGGAGCUGCUGGCGGUGGCGGAGGCGGAGGCAAAGCCGCGGAAGCAUCUGGAGCAAAGACUCCCAAAGGCACUGUUGAGGACGGCGUUGCUAAAUCUGCUGGUACUGGUGCAACAUCCGGUCUUCCUACUGUCGGUGCCGAUGGCGUCAUCAAUAUGGUCAUGCACCAGGUCAAUCAAGAUGGAGCAGGCCCAAUGACUGCGGCCAUUGACCCUACCUCCGGAGGCACAAGUGAAGCUGCCUUCCAGCCGGCGGAAAUGAUCGCAGAUGUUCCGGGUGCAAUCGCCGGCAUCAGUGGCACGACGACAACUGAUUUUCCCAUCAAGGUACAAAUGCCUGCUGGAAUGAAGUGCUCCGGUACAGUGGCUGGCGUAGAGAAUGUUUGUGUAGUUCGUGUCAAGAACUCCACACCGGCUGGCCCAUUCGGCGGCAGCGCCGUUUUCACUCAAGAGGGUGCUGCCACUGGUGGCAAUGCUACUGCUGCUGCUAAGCGGGACAUCCGUGUUGUUUUCGACGCAUGA
Exophiala aquamarina CBS 119918 is the source of this 888-nucleotide messenger RNA. RefSeq lists its product as uncharacterized. NCBI's taxonomy places the organism in Eukaryota, Fungi, Ascomycota, Eurotiomycetes, Chaetothyriales, Herpotrichiellaceae. The coding region runs from base 1 to 888 and encodes 295 amino acids. The record is from RefSeq and is a predicted model, not a curated record. The transcript is spliced from 3 exons.